AUGUCUGUGGUCGACUUCCAUCACCAACGAAGUCAAGCUGCGAGUCUACCUAUCCGCAUUCGCCCAGCCGUGAUGUUUGGAUCGGAGACUUGGGCAGCACCAUCUACGGUGAUGGAGAGGUCUUAUUGCACGAAACGAAAGCAGUUUAGACGGCUACUUGGCUACUUUUGGCCUAGGGUAUGCCACAAUCUUCACGCAGAAAUUGAUGUGGUAUACCGGCGGAUGACACGUGGAAAAUACCAACAUCUUGCACCGCCAUCGAAAGUGGCUAAGGUAAAUCGUCUUCUUUGGUCAUAUAUUAAGGAGACCGGCAGAUCGCCUUGUUUAACGAGAUCUGAGGAGUUUGUCGGGUUCGAGCCAGAGGAUGUCACCUGGCCGAAAACGGAAGUUCUGGACUGA
Molecule: messenger RNA, 399 nt
Organism: Necator americanus (New World hookworm)
Lineage: Eukaryota; Metazoa; Nematoda; Chromadorea; Rhabditida; Ancylostomatidae
Exons: 1
Coding region: 1-399 (132 amino acids)
Source: RefSeq, a predicted model, not a curated record